AUGUUAAGUUUCCUUUUCUAUGGAACAUUGUCUGUUAAAGCUGUUGUUAUGUUCCGUCUUGUUUUUUUCCUUGUUAUCCUUGUAGCAAUUGCGUCUGGAGGCCCGAUCCACCCUCGGGAUUCAGGCAGUAGUGUAGCGGCUACGCUUAGCUCUCAAACGGGCGAUGCGACUUCACAUCCACACUACACUCAGACAACCAGACUUCAACCCCGCGCCGAUUCAUCAACAUACACGCUAGUCAACGACGCAGCUCAGGCGGCUGGCAAGACUCUUAAAGACGGCAAAUGGUACUAUUUCAUGCUUUGCCAAAUUUCGUCCGAAGGCACUUGUAUUCAUUACAUGUUUCUCGCCGGCCAAGUCAGCAUCACCACAGAAGGCGGCAAUUUCUGGGGAGAGGUGUGGCAUGUGAGAUGGGAGAAGGAACCCGACGAGAAAGAAUGGACGCUGGGCAGAUUCAACUUCGCCAGGCGUCCCAAUCAGGCGGUGUUUUGGGGAGGCAAGACAACAGAAAGCAAGGUCUCAGAGAGUAAUCUACAGAGGCUAAGCGAUAAAUGGCUUAAAAAAUACCGCUACUGUCGCGAUUCCGAGAAUGCUAGGUGCAGGGGUUAUUACUAUUAUUUAGUCUCAAAAGUGUCUAGUCGCUGGUAGACAUACCAGUGAUCCCACAUGUCACAAGUCUCGAACAGCUGGGCAACCGGACCUCGGCGGAGAUAGUACCCCAGGACACAUAAGGAUGAAUUAGGAGGAAACACUCAGACUCCCUAUAGGAUGAAACAGAUCAGGCACCAGAGGGGCACCAGCUCACCACUGGUCACCUACGGCCAACUUCC
Molecule: messenger RNA, 830 nt
Organism: Colletotrichum destructivum
Lineage: Eukaryota; Fungi; Ascomycota; Sordariomycetes; Glomerellales; Glomerellaceae
Exons: 2
Coding region: 1-648 (215 amino acids)
Source: RefSeq, a predicted model, not a curated record